UAUUUCAUCGAGAGAGGAUGCGAAAGGAAAGAAGGGGAGGGAAAGAAUGAAGGGAACCGUCGGAGAAAAGUAUGCAGGGCAUGAGUAAAAGGGUCUCAGCAGCUGACAGCGCGUCUAACGACCAGGGGCUCGGCUAAGAAUGAUUUAUUGAAAGGGGCACUUUGAGAUAUGAUGAGGUUUCUCUCUGGUUGGCAAUAGUACUAUGAUUUGGUAUGUGGCCACUUUGAUAGCAAGUGUAUUCAGCACCAGAGGAACAGCUGCUCAAGGUGCCCACGGAGUCAGAGAGGAGCCCCAGUUUGUGACGUCCCGCGCUGGGGAGACUGUGAUUCUGGGAUGUGACGUGGUUCACCCACUCAACGGCCAGCCCUACGUGGUGGAGUGGUUCAAGUUUGGAGUUCCCAUCCCCUUCUUCAUCAACUUCCGCUUCUACCCUCCCCAUGUGGACCCCGAGUACGCCGGCCGAGCCACCCUGCAUGGCAAGUCAUCUCUACGUAUUGAGAGGGUUCGAUCAGAAGACCAGGGCUGGUACGAGUGCAAGGUCCUGAUGCUGGAACAACAGUACCACACCUUUCACAACGGCAGCUGGGUGCAUCUCACGGUCAACGCUCCUCCGACGUUCACAGACACACCGCCGCAGUAUGUAGAGGCCAAAGAGGGAGGCAGCAUCACUCUGAGCUGCACCGCGUUCGGCAAUCCCAAACCUUCAGUCAGCUGGUUGAGAGAGGGCAACCCCGUGCAGGACAGCACCAAGUAUAAGGUGAGUGAUGGCAGUCUGACGCUGGUUUCCAUCAGCCGUGAGGACAGGGGUGCAUACACAUGCCGGGCAUACAGCGAACAAGGAGAGGCCGUCCACACCACACGCCUGCUCGUGCAAGGAUCCCCAUUUAUUGUCUCACCGCCAGAGAACAUAACCGUAAACAUUUCCCAGGAUGCAUUCUUCACUUGUCAGGCCGAGGCUUACCCUGGCAACCUAACAUACACCUGGUUCUGGGAGGAAGAUAACGUCUUCUUCAAGAAUGAUCUGAAGCGCAGAGUGAGUAUUCUGAUCGAUGGUUCACUCAUCAUCUCCCAGGUGAAACCAGAGGAUGCUGGGAAAUACACCUGCAGUCCGAGUAACAGCCUCGGCCGCCCACCUUCAGCAUCAGCGUACCUGACAGUGCAUUACCCUGCCCGUGUGAUAAACAUGCCACCCGUUAUUUACGUGGCCAUUGGACUGCCGGGGUACAUCCGCUGCCCGGUGGAUGCCAACCCGCCUGUCACUUCAGUGAAGUGGAAAAAAGACGGCCUGCCUCUGCGGAUAGAGAAGUACCCUGGUUGGAGCCAAAUGGAAGAUGGGAGCAUUCGAGUGUCUGAGGUGACAGAGGACUCUCUCGGCACCUACACCUGCGUGCCUUACAAUAGCCUCGGUACCAUGGGGCCGUCCCCUCCCGCCCCCCUGGUGCUAAAGGAUCCACCCAAAUUUUUGGUGGUUCCUGGAGGGGAGUACAGGCAGGAGGCUGGUCGAGAGCUAGUCAUCCCCUGUGAGGCAGAAGGAGACCCAUUCCCCAACAUUACAUGGAGAAAGGUAGGGAAGCCCAGCAGAAGCAAGCACAACGUCCUACCGAGAGGCAGCUUACAGUUCAAAUCUCUCAGCAAGGAGGACCACGGGGAGUGGGAGUGUGUCGCCUCCAAUGUCGCCACGAGCAUCACUGCCAGCACGCACCUCCUAGUAAUCGGCACAAGCCCACACGCCCCCGCCAAAGUCCACGUUACGGUCUCGACGACCUCGGCCAAUGUCUCGUGGGAUUCCAGUUAUGAUGGCGGCUUUGAGCAGACAUUCUCAGUCUGGGUGAAGAGGGAGCAGUUGGGACCGCAUGACUGGCUGUCCAUGCCUGUGCCCAGCGGACAGCACUGGCUCCUGGUGCAAGGUCUGGAGCCCGAGACGGCCUACCAAUUCAGCGUCCUGGCCCAGAACAAGCUGGGGACGGGCCCAUUCAGCGAGGUCGUCACUGUGAACACACUAGUAUUUCCUAUAAGUACCCCAGAACCACUGGUGCUGCUUACCCCACCACGGUGCCUCACAGCCAACCGGACACAGCAGGGAGUCCUGCUCACAUGGAUCCCUCCAGCCAAUCACACGUCGCCAAUCGAUCACUACAUCAUGGAUUUCCGCCUCGGGGAGAGAUGGGAUGUUCUUGAUGAUGCAAUUCCUGCUGGAGAGACUGAGCUCUUGGCCAGAGACCUGAUUCAGGAGGCCUGGUAUGAGUUCAGAGUGAUGGCGGUUAUGGAAGACCUUGUCAGUGAGCCCAGUAAUGUAGUGGGAGUCUCUAGCACAGACUACUUCCCACCGCCUGAGGUGCCAGACGAGGGCCUGGCGCGGCCGGUGGUGGCAGGCAUUGUGGCCACCAUCUGUUUCCUGGCAGCCGCCAUCCUCUUCAGCACGCUAGCAGCCUGCUUCGUCAACAAACAGAGACGGCGUAAGCUCAAGAGGAGACGAGAUCCCCCUCUGUCUAUAACACACUGCAGAAAGAGCGUGGAGACUCCGAGUCCUCUUACCCCUCUGCCUGGCAUUGAACCCUACUGGGAUGGGCAGGAACGGAGCAGCUGCAGGCCUCCGCCCUCCAGUCCUCUGUCAUCUUCCGGAAAGAUUAGUCCAGAAAGCAUUCGCUCAAUAGGACCUCCUUCAGAGUCUUCAGAGGAUGGUUUACGAGCUAAGAAGUUUCCUCAAAGUCCUGCCAAGGAGGAGCUGUCCUUAUACAAGAAGACCAAGAGAGCAAUAAUUAGCAAGAAAUACAGUGUCUCUAAGCAUGAGGCGGAGGCUACUACACCAAUCGAAUUGAUCAGUCGUGGCCCAGAUGGGCGCUUUGUUAUGGAUCCCACUGAUUUGGAAACUCCAGUUAAGGCACGGCGCAUUGAGGGCUUCCCCUUUGUGGAGGAGUCUGACCUGUAUCCUGAAUUUCGACAGUCAGAUGAGGAGAAUGAUGAUCCGGGGCCCAUGCCGCCUGUGAUGGCUACCCUCAGACCCCAUCAGAUUUCCCCCAUUUCAUCUAGCCAAGAGUCAUACUUGCAGCCUCCAGCCUACAGUCCCCGCUUUCAGAGGCCCAUGGAAGGCAUGACUAUUAUGGAGACCAGUCGCCUCCAGGCUACAGGGCAGAUCCGUGGUGCUCCUCACUUCCGAGCCUUUACCCAUGGCCAGUUCUACAGCUAUUUGGGAAGUCCAGGAGAACCUGAGCCACCUCCUCCCUUCUACAUGCCGGACACCAGCCCUCUCAGCUCUGUAAUGUCGUCUCCUCCAUACCACCUGGAGGGACCUUUUGGUCAUCCUACCAUACCAGAGGAAAUUGGUGAGGGAGAGAUUCAGCAUUAUGCAGUCUCUGGCUACACCCUUCCCUUGGCACACCCCUCCACCUCGCGCUCUCCAGACAUCUGGCAGAGACCAGAUUUCACCUUUGCUACAAUAGAGGGUCCUCACUUUAUUUUCCCACCACCACACCCUUUGCAUCUUCAUCCGGAACCUCCCCUUCCUCCCCCUCUUGUUCUUCCUCCUAGUGCGCUCCAGCCCUCCACACUUCAAGUAUCUCCUUACCCUGGUAUCCUGCAGCUGGAGGCCCCAAAGAGCCACCCAGGCAAGUCUCCCAGCAAGGUCAAGCCUCAGGGCCUUCCAGCCAAGCGUUUACCUAUGCAAGAGGCACAGAGUCUAGGGCAGCUAAGACACACAAGCCACGGUAUGGGUGUACCGGUAUUGCCUUACCCUGACCCAGUGUCUCACAUGGUUGGCCCAAGCUCGUUCGGAAGCCUGGACACCAGAUGGUACGAGCUUACACCCAGGCUUAGCCCCAGACAACCCCGUAGGAUGGAACCCAGCAUGGUUGUUCUCCAGCCAUCCCGUCUCUCACCUCUAACUCAGAGCCCUAUUAGCUCUCACGAAGGCUCACCAGAGAUUGUAGUUCGUCCCAGACCCCGUCCUAGUAUGAUCCAACCUCCGAUCCCUCCUGAGAUGUCUGAGAUCACCCUUCAACCUCCUUCUUCAGCUAGCUUCUCUAGGAGGUCCUCCCCUUCCUCCUCUCCUGCUCAAGGCCAAGGCAGCCGAAGGGCAAGUCCCAGCUACCGAUCCCACAUGGCAUUUGCCACCUCAGCGACAAGUUAUCCGUCACAGUCCCCUUCACCUCCUGUAGAAAGCAGCAACAUUUUUGGGCAGAUGCCAAUGCAGAGGAGGACUGAGGAGGAGAUCCUUCCAUCAGAACCCUCUCCACCCCAGUUAUCAGCUUCAGGAAAACGUCGAGGUGCACCAAGUGGCUCUGCAGGGUCUGAGAGGAUAGAAGCACUGAGAUAUCAACGAGUGAAAAAAGCCAAGAAAGUUGGCAUCAACAAUAACAACUCCAAGGCCAGACGAAAGACGGGUGUGCCCCCCUCUCAGACCCAGCAGCCCCACACCUCUCAGGUCCUCCAGCCAGAAGAAGCUCUCUACCUCCGCAAGAAGAAGAAAAAGUUAACACGCCAGGACCCGUACGCCCGCUUCUCCGCUCUGCUGUACCGUCGCCCGCCCCGAGAAGACCAGAAAGCCAUUUUGGCUAGUAUGGACACAGCAGACCCAGACCACGCCACUCUCCUCUGAAGUCCCAGAGACUACAGGCCACACUCGCCCCAAACCUGAGCUCCUUCCACCUUCGCUCAGCCGGCCAACGUCUUCACAUCCACAGCCAACCCCAAUGGUUUACUUCUAUUCUCUGUUAUGUUACACUUAAUCUGAAUGCAUGCGAUCCAAGGUUUUGCUCCAGUUCGUUUACCUCAAAUUCAGAAGGAUUGGUCAUUUUGAGCGGAUUGAAAGGAAAAUAUUAUAAGCUACAUCUUAUCUUUGGGAUUUAGUGACUCCUAUCAGACGGUGUAUCUGAUAAGAGUGCAGUUGCCAAGCCUUCUGCCAACAGUCUCGACCAUAUCUUGCAGUAGAUCACAGGGUUCUUACAGGUAUACCUCAAAAUCACCACAAGCCCAGUGCUGUUACAGUAUAACC
Messenger RNA from Danio aesculapii, 4990 nucleotides. It is a transcript of the gene igsf9bb, whose product is annotated as immunoglobulin superfamily, member 9Bb. Gene Ontology annotation, biological process: cell-cell adhesion. Gene Ontology annotation, molecular function: protein binding. The record is from RefSeq and is a predicted model, not a curated record. The coding region runs from base 203 to 4594 and encodes 1463 amino acids. Lineage: Eukaryota; Metazoa; Chordata; Actinopteri; Cypriniformes; Danionidae. The transcript has 21 exons.